Messenger RNA from Zea mays, 1608 nucleotides. RefSeq lists its product as uncharacterized. Lineage: Eukaryota; Viridiplantae; Streptophyta; Magnoliopsida; Poales; Poaceae. The transcript is spliced from 8 exons. The coding region runs from base 111 to 1451 and encodes 446 amino acids. Gene Ontology annotation, molecular function: protein binding. The record is from RefSeq and is marked validated.
UUUAAACAGCUCCCCUCCCCCUGCUCUCCCAGCCCCAGGAGGACAGUCCCGUUCCAGUCAGAGCGCAGCCAGUUCCCCCGGCCCCUCCCCCCUCCCGCUCGCCGGCGGCGAUGGGGCACGGCGCGAGCUGCAGCCGCCCAAGCGAGGAGGUGGACUUCUUCGGCGCGGCGCAGUGCGGGGACACGGCCCGCCUCGCCGCCGCUCUUCGCUCCCGCCCCACCUUGCUCGCCCGCACCACGCUCUUCGACCGCCUCUCCGCGCUCCACAUCGCCGCCGCACACGGCCACCUCCAGGUGGUCUCCCUAGCAUUAGAUCUUUGCGUGCACCCCGACGUCGUUAACCGCCACAAGCAGACGGCAUUGAUGCUCGCGGCGAUGCACGGGAAGACCGACUGCGUCCGGCGGCUUCUCGACGCCGGCGCCAAUAUCGUGAUGUUCGAUUCCUCGCAUCGGCGGACGUGCCUGCACUACGCGGCCUACUACGGGCACGCGGACUGCCUCCGGACCAUCCUCUCGGCGGCCAAGUCCGCGCCGGUGUCGGAAUCCUGGGGGUUCGCGCGCUUCGUGAACGUGCGGGACGACACCGGGGCGACGCCGCUGCACCUCGCGGCGAGGCAGGGCUGGCGGCGCUGUGUCCACGUCCUGCUCGAGAACGGCGCCAUCGUGUCCGCCUCCAGCGGUGCCUUCGGAUUCCCCGGGAGCACACCGCUACAUUUGGCCGCGCGCGGCGGCAACCUGGACUGCGUCCGGCAACUGCUCUCCUGGGGCGCCGACCGCCUCCAGCGAGACUCCGUCGGGAGAAUUCCGUAUGAGGUCGCCGUGAAGCGAGGGCACGUCGCGUGCGCGGCGCUGCUGAACCCGUCAUCCGCGGAGCCCCUGGUCUGGCCGUCCGCUCUCAAGUUCAUCAGCGAGCUGGAACCCGACGCCAAAUCUCUCCUCGAAGCAGCCCUGAUGGAGGCCAACAGAGAGAGGGAGAGGAGGAUCCUGAAAGGGACUAAGAAUGCGUUGCCGUCGCCACCGCACCACGAUGACGGCGCUCAUGACACCGCCAUUGCCGAGGCGAGCGACGCGGAGGUGUGCAGCAUCUGCUUCGAGCAGGCGUGCAGCAUCGAGGUCCGGGAGUGCGGGCACCAGAUGUGCUCGGCGUGCACGCUGGCGCUGUGCUGCCACGCCAAGCCCAACCCGGCGACGCAGUCCCAGCCGCUGCCGACCUGCCCGUUCUGCCGCGGCGGCAUCGCGCGGCUGGUGGUGGCGACGCGGACGAGGGCUGGCCACGACGACGAGCGGGACAAGCUGGAGUCGCCCAGGCACCGCCGGUCCCGCCGGUCCAUGAACCUCAGCGGCGACGCGGGCAGCACCAGCAGCACACUCAUGGGCAGCAUCGCCUCGUCCAUCGGCAAGAUGGGCCGCCGACGAACAGAUAGCAGCGAGCAGGUCGACGACAAGCCGUAGCAGAAAUGCAGAAUCCUUUCAUGCACCCGUCCAUUCAUAAUCCACGUGAAAUCUGUCGCCGUCGUGGCCGCCGCCAUCCCAUCCCUCCAGGAACGAACAAGCCUGUUUUUGUAGAUUAUUUUUGGCAAAUGAGUUAUUCACCUGUGUAGAUUCAUUC